UCAACCCCAGACCGUCAACAGGAAACCUUGGUAUAAAAAGCUGCAUUGCAGGGGGAAUCCUCCUAAGUGUCUCUCAGCCACAGCAUGACCAGGACCAAGAGCCCGAGAGAGUGGACUUAAUAAAACAAUGCCAAGCUUAAUCGUCGAACCACCCAACACACAGCGUUUCAUCAUGGACAGAGAUGACAGGAAGAGAAACAAAAACAUUGGAAAGAACUUUAUGUGCCGACUCCAGUGCAUGUUCUCUCACUCCUCCAGCUCUGAGAGGCUAAGUUUAGAAGAUACCCAACAAUGGUCACAGUCACUGGAAAAACUUCUCGAGUCUAAAUAUGGACUGGCUACUUUUCGCAACUUUCUCAAGUCCGAAUACAGCGACGAGAACAUUGAGUUCUGGCUCACGUGUGAGGACUACAAAAAGAUCAAGUCUUCAUUCCGAAUGUCCUCAAGAGCCAAGAAGAUUUAUGAGCAGUUCAUUAAAGCAGAAUCGCCUAAAGAGAUCAACAUCGACUAUCACACCCGAGAGCAGAUCAAAAGGAACGUCAAGACUCCCACCAUGCACUGCUUUGACGACGCUCAGAAGAUCGUUUACGGGUUGAUGGAAAGAGACUCGUACCCGCGGUUCCUCCGCUCGGACAUUUAUAGAACUCUUCUGGAGAGCCUCGCCGCCGACGCCACGAAGGGAUGAAAGCACGGCCAGAGGAGGGGAGAGAAAGGACAUAAAACCCAUAACUGGAAUGUUUGAGCUCCUUCAGGUGAAGGACUGACGACAAAGAAGGAAGAAGGGCCGACCGGCGCAGCACACGCGUGCAGAGGCCUUGUUCCUCAGUGUCCAGAAUCAGCCCUCAAGCCCCGUCACGGAAGUAUCUCCCCCCGACUCCCUGCCACCUCACACUUAGCAUCACACACCUGAGGACUAUGUAAGAAUGAGAAGCACAGGCAGAUUUCUCAAUAUCAAGCACGUAGUGUGCGUUUUCGCACUGGAUCAUCAGUUUGUGUGCGCACUUUUGACAGUGAAUGAAUCAGCGGGCUGGUUGCCUCUCGGUCUGACUGUAGAGCUGCGUAAGCAAACCAUUCAGUAGACGCCCUUUGGCCUUUUUUGGAGACGUGUUUCCUAUGCAGAUAAGGAUAGAGGAUGUAACAUGCCACGGUCACACUUGAGAAACUGUGUGUAUGCGUGUGUGCAUGCGUGUUUUUGAGAGAAAGAGGGAAAGAGAGCGAGCAUUUUAGAUGUAGUGUUUUUUACUGUCACUGAUUCAGAAUAAGCUGUCAUGAAAAGAGCUGCCCAGUUACGGGAUGACAGCACCAAGGAAGACAACAAAUCUAUAGAUUUAAUACUGAUAAGACAUCAUCAGUAAAAGCAUGUAGAAGGCCACCUAGCAAGAGCCACUCAUGGACACUUUCUGUUUUUUUUAAAUAAUGUAGAUUGCACCAAUAUGGGGUUUGAAAAACUGAUGAUUUAGGUUUUUUUUUAGUUUAAGCUGUCUAUAGGGGUUAUUUUGUGCCGAUAUUUAAUAUCCUUUAGGGUUGUUUUGAAACUACAAAAAGUAAAAAUAGUUUGUUUCAAUAAAAAUAACUAUUAAUGGUAUAGUUUUGUGAUUGCGAGAAGCCUAAUCAUGUAUAUUUUUUGUGUGGGAUCUGAACUUGCCGUUUCUAGCCGCUGACGUCUAGCCUAAUGACGCAGUGCGUAAAGACUAAAAUCUAAGCAGAGUCCUUACAACGCUGAAAUGUCAUGAGUUGUGAUUUUGUUUAUUUAAGUUUUCUGGCGUGGAAUGAUUAUAGAAAUAGGAUGUCUCACAUUGCAUGCCGGGAUGUCAAAACUCCUUUUAUACCAUGAGAAUAGGUCUGAUUGCUGAUGUCCAAAGCGCACUGUGUGAAUGUACUCUUAGGGAGCUGAUAGUUAAGUUAACUUAAAAAGUUAAAUGUUGUGUUAUUUAUUUUUCAUUGUCACCAUUUGAGUACAAAGUUUGCUGCAGUGUUUAAGUACUUGUUAAACUUGUUAGUGAUUUGAAUUACAUUAAAUUAUUACAUUGAACCACAUUUACAUUAUUUUAAUUGCCUACCUGCAACUAAGUGAACUUUUCAGUGUUGUGCACCACCCUGCGGUGUAGGUUCUUCUCACUCACAAUGUCACUUUUAGAAUUCUGAUUACAGUUUUGUGGUCUAUUUAAAGAAGGCUUCAAGAGAGUGAAACAGUUCUUAACGCAUUUCAUUCAAAAAGAAAUGGGAUGUUUGCAUGUGGUCGUGGGUUUUGUGUUAUAACAGACAUAUGCAAACAUUCGCAUGCAAACAUAUAUGCGUGGGAAUGUAUGUACCUAAGUACAGAUUAAGCUCAUUCAUUUAACAAAAUCCUUUCAAAGAUCACAACG
Messenger RNA from Pelmatolapia mariae (spotted tilapia), 2366 nucleotides. Its product is annotated as regulator of G-protein signaling 21-like. The record is from RefSeq and is a predicted model, not a curated record. NCBI's taxonomy places the organism in Eukaryota, Metazoa, Chordata, Actinopteri, Cichliformes, Cichlidae. The transcript is spliced from 5 exons. Bases 128 to 685 code for a protein of 185 amino acids.